Aureobasidium uvarum is the source of this 234-nucleotide messenger RNA. Lineage: Eukaryota; Fungi; Ascomycota; Dothideomycetes; Dothideales; Saccotheciaceae. The record is from the annotation of a GenBank genome assembly.
AUGGACUACCAUCACCCGCCGAAACACUUCGUCCAGUCUACAGAUAUCUACAAAGACUUCGAAAGCGAAAAUAUGUAUGCCAGCACGGGCGACGAAUCUCAACAACCGCUGAUCGUUGACGAGAGCGACGACGCGACCGCGCCUCCGGAAGUCACCCGAAAUGAAGCGAAUCGUUUGAUCUGGCUAUUGACCCUCAGCGCAGGCUUGAGUGGUUUGCUCUUCGGCUACGAGUGA